This is a messenger RNA of Tripterygium wilfordii, 795 nucleotides long. RefSeq lists its product as uncharacterized. The transcript is spliced from 2 exons. The record is from RefSeq and is a predicted model, not a curated record. Bases 1 to 795 code for a protein of 264 amino acids. NCBI's taxonomy places the organism in Eukaryota, Viridiplantae, Streptophyta, Magnoliopsida, Celastrales, Celastraceae.
AUGAAUGAAGAUGAGACUGUGACUGAUUACCAUUCUAGGCUGAUUGGAAUUGUGCAUCAGAUGUGUAGAAAUGGAGAGAAGCUUGAUGAUGUUCAUGUGGUUGAAAAGAUGCUACGAUUAUUGUCUCCUAGCUUUGAGCAUGUGGUUACAGCAAUUGAAGAAUCCAAAGAUCUGGACACCAUGAGUAUUGAGGAGCUCUUGUGGUGUCUUCGAGUACAUGAAACUCAUAUUCACAACAAUAUUGAAGCAGCAGCUGUGGAGCAAGCAUUAAAAACAAAACUUGUGCUUGAUGAUCGUAAUGGUGGUCUAGGAAGAGGAAGAGGAAGAGGAAGAGGACGAGGAGGAUCGAGUUCACGAGGACGAGGACUUGGAUAUCGCGACCAAUUAGCAAACCUUGCAGAAAGUUCUGACCAUUUGGAGGAAGAACCAACAUUGUUAGUAGCUGGAAGUGAGCCACUAGAAAAUGGAAGGGUCUGGUAUUUGGAUACUGGGGCUAGUAAUCAUAUGAAUGGAAGGAAGGAGUUUUUCAUGGAACUUCAUGAAGGUUCAUAUGGCAUUGUCAGUCUAGGAGAUGGUACCAAAUUAGCUGUCAUAGGAAAAGGGAAGGUUGUUGUUUUUCAAAAGAAUGGAGGCACUGCACUGAUUUCAUAUGUCUACUAUAUUCUAACCAUGAGGAGUAAUAUCUUAAGCCUUGGACAACUACUGGAGAAAAGGCAUGUGGUACAUAUGGAAGGUAACACUCUUGAAUUAAGAAACUCAGAAGGUCUGUUAAUUACACAUGUACAAAAGACGUGA